AACCAUAGAUCACACGUAUCUACGAGACGUUCCGCUGAACGCCUUGUUCCCCAGUUGCUCUGACUGUACCGUAGUUCAUCUUAUGCCUUUAGAAAUGAACUUGAACGAUCUUGAAAAUGUAAAGCUUAUUAUAUUUUUAUAGAUUACCAUUUUUUAAAUUUCUAUAAAAUAUUUUGUAAAGCUUUUGGCAAGGGCACUCUUUAUUAGAAAUGUUUGACCUUAAAGAUGGAUGGAAUAUCUCUUUCGCCGGUUGCGGUUUUUUGGGGAUCUAUCACAUCGGUGUGGCCAGCUGCCUGCUGGAACAAGCACCCUACCUCGUGAAAGGAGCGUCAAAGAUCUACGGAGCUUCGGCCGGGGCGCUCACGGCGUCCAUGCUUGCCAGCGGCGCGUCCAUAGCCAAAUGCUGUGAGGACGUGGUCGAAAUGGCCAAGGAGGCCCGCAGGCGCAACCUGGGCCCCCUGCACCCCAGCUUCAACCUGCUGAAGGUCCUGCGGGCGGGGCUGAGCAGGGACCUGCCGGCCGACGCCCACGUGCAGGCCUCCGGGCGCCUCUGCGUGUCCCUCACCCGCGUGUCCGACGGGCAGAACGAGCUGGUGACCCACUUCGACUCCAAGGAGGAGCUCAUCCAGGCUCUGGUCUGCAGCUGUUUCAUCCCCAUCUACUGCGGCCUGAUCCCCCCGUCUUUCCGUGGAGUGCGCUACGUGGACGGCGGCAUCAGCAACAACCUGCCGCAGUUCGAGGCGCGGAACACCAUCACCGUGUCGCCGUUCGCCGGGGAGAGCGACGUGUGCCCGCGGGACGGCUGCUUCAGCCUGCACGAGCUGCGCUUCACCAACAACAGCAUCCACGUCACCAUGGGCAACGUGUCGCGCCUCAGCCGGGCGCUGUUCCCGCCCGAGCCCAAGGUGAUGGCAGAGAUGUGUCAGAAUGGCUACGGAGACGCCCUUCGGUUCCUCAGAGAGAACAAUCUGGUGGGGCUGGAGCGUCCAACUGCCGGUCUGCCUGUGCCCGAGCUCAAGCAAGCCACACCCACCUGCUGUUGCUCCGGAGACAGGAACGGCCAACCCGUGCCUGAGAAGCCCGUAGCCACGGAGACCACCAAGGAGUGGGUUCUGCGGAAGUUUCGACUCCUGAGGAAGCGCCACUGGUGGCUGGAUGAACGAAUCAUUCACACCCUGCCAACACCCCUUAAAAAAGUGCUCUGUGAGGCCUGUAGGGAGAAGCACAGCCUGUACGCUCAGGUGACAGACCUGCUCCCUGUGCGCGUGGCCUCCUACAUGCUGCUGCCCUACACACUCCCAGUGCAGUCUGCUUACUCCAUGGCUCAGAGGCUGGUGGAGUGGAUUCCCGAGGUGUCUGAGGACGUGAAGUGGCUGUACGGGAUGGCCGGCUCCGCGUACAGACAGGCGUGGGGAGGAGGAGGACCCCCCGGUGCAGCCAGCGAUGUUCCUGUCAGGAAGUGUCUGAGCAUGCCCCCCACCCUGGACCUCCGGGGGCCCCUGGCCGAGUGGGACAGGUGCAAGCUGCUCUCCUGCAUGGACCCCUCCAGCGCCCCUGGCCUUCCCCCAGGCCCCGCCCCCUACAUCAAUCUCAGGACUCCAGGCCCCGCCCCCGGGAAGAUACGCUUCUUGGUCGGCGAGGCGGACGAGUUGGACGCCCCCUCCCGCCCCCCCGACCAGCCGGACGCGUGUUACCUUUAGAAGUGAUACCUCUUACCCAUGAAGAGCGAGCUCAUGGCCACGCCCUGUCCCGUUAAAGGAACCACGAAGCUGUGCAGACACCGUUACCUCAUUUUGGGAGCCAGACCCACACAUAUAGAUUUUUUUCUUUGCUCUGCCAACCACUGCACAUAUGGGCAAGGAGUCCGUGGGCAGAGACAGUGGUGCUGUGAAUCCAUGAAACCAAAGAAGCAUCACAAGAUUUAACAACAACAAAAAAAGAUCUGAACUGUUCUGCUAGACAACCUCAAGCUGUGACUACUCUCUGAUUUCACUUAUGCACAGUGUUUUUUUUUUUUGUGGUUUGUCGAAAUGUUUCUCACAUGAUAUUUUCCUGAAUAGAAUCCUUCUUUUUUUUUCGACUGUGCUCUUUCCAAAGAGUUCUCUUUCACAUGGUGCCUUAAGUCUGUGUAUGCCAUUCCAAACACUUGAAAUUUCACUGUGAAGGCCACCUUACAAUUGUUGAAAUGCUGCAGCUGUUGCAAGCCAGUUACACUGCUGGAUUUUUAUCUCUGUAUAAAGGUAACUGGCGCAGAGUUCCAACAUGGGCUCAGACAUUACACUGUGGUCCAGCAUCCAUCCCUCUUUACCAUGUUGGCAAAAAUACUGAGCGAGCAUUUCACUAUGGCUUUGCUACUGUUAGGGCACAAAUGUGUUGUGUUUAAUUGCCGGUCACAGUGGUGCUCAUUUGAAAGUGUAUUAACCAGUUGCAAAUAUGUAUGACUGCCUUAACUCAAAAGUGCCUGGUAUAUUUGGGGAACAGUAGCUUAAAAUGAUGUUGUGGUUUCAGUUUUGUAUAUACCAGAGCUAGUUUUGGUAUAAUUUUAUUGAAACCAGCUGAACAGUGGAAGCACAGUGUUGCUGUAGUGUUAUGUCAAAGUGCCCCUGGAAGUGCAUCUGGAAAGCUUGUGAUAAGGUUUUACCUUGUUUUCCUCUCUCUGUGUGUAACAGGGCAAAUAAAUAAACGUAUUUUAACAACUACAAAUUCUGUAUUGUCUGUGAACAACACUGAUUAUUCUGUGUGUUGUAAGUACGUGAAACACUUGGUGCUUGGAUGCCUCUUUUUGAAUAAAACAGUCAUUUAAAAUAGACAAA
Molecule: messenger RNA, 2813 nt
Organism: Anguilla rostrata (American eel)
Lineage: Eukaryota; Metazoa; Chordata; Actinopteri; Anguilliformes; Anguillidae
Product: patatin-like phospholipase domain-containing protein 2
Exons: 10
Coding region: 210-1700 (496 amino acids)
Biological process (GO): lipid homeostasis; positive regulation of triglyceride catabolic process; triglyceride catabolic process
Cellular component (GO): cytoplasm; lipid droplet; membrane
Molecular function (GO): triacylglycerol lipase activity
Source: RefSeq, a predicted model, not a curated record